AUGCUUAAAAAAAAUGCUAAACAUAAGGGAAUUAAAUUCAUUGAAGUCACAUAUGAAAUGUUAAAACAAAAUAAGAACAGGGAUAUUAUAAGAUGGGAUGAGGAUGGAGUGAAAAUUCAAAUUCUUGAUAGAGAACUAUUAUAAGAAUUGGUUCUGCCUCAACAUUUUAAACAUGCCAAUUAUGCAAGCUUCUUGAGAUAACUAAAUCUGUAUGGAUUUAUAAGUAGUAAAGAUGAAUAAGGAGCUAUCACAUAUUAUCAUCCAAGUUUUGCGAAAUAACAAGUUCUUAUGAGAAACAUAUUUAAAAAAAAGAAUAAAAAAGAAAAAUAAAAUGAUUUUAACUGUUGUAGUUUUGAAGAAAAUGAGUUGCCGAAUUAAAUGAAAGCCCUUUAAUGUGAAUAAGUAAAGAUUCAACAAAAACUCUUUUCCUCAAUUUAAUAUUAAAUUAAAAUUAAAAAUAGCAUGAAAUUGUUUCUUUAAACUCAGCAUUCUUUAGCAUAAGAAGGUGAAAAUCUAUGUAAAUAAUUUAUUGAAAAUCUCAUCUAUCUAGUAAAAGGAAUGAAAUAAGAGUCAAAAAUUGGCUUCGAUCUAAUAUUAUAAUAAUAGUUCCCACAAUCUAUUCAAGAGGAUCCCUAAUCAACUUAAGUUAUAAGUGAGAUAGCAGAUUAAAGUAAUCAAUAUUUAUUUUCCCCUACACCUCUUGGAAGAAUGGAAUUUGAUUAAGAACAAAUUACUUCUUAUCAAAAUUCAUUACAAUUGAUGGGAUAGUUUUCAGAAUUUGGAUUUGAGCUUUGA
Messenger RNA from Paramecium tetraurelia, 795 nucleotides. RefSeq lists its product as uncharacterized. NCBI's taxonomy places the organism in Eukaryota, Ciliophora, Oligohymenophorea, Peniculida, Parameciidae. The transcript has 5 exons. Gene Ontology annotation, biological process: regulation of DNA-templated transcription. The record is from RefSeq and is a predicted model, not a curated record. Gene Ontology annotation, molecular function: DNA-binding transcription factor activity; sequence-specific DNA binding.